AUGUCUGAAAUUCUACCCCUUCUUUAUCUCGGCAAUCGUCUAAAUGCAUCGUGUGAUCAACAGCUUAAAGAUAAUCGAAUCAUGGCAAUUUUAUCAAUUCACGAUCGCCGAAAUUCUGAAAGAAAUCCAUGUGUUGAGAAUUUCAAACAUAUUGAAAUCUCUGAUACUGUUGAUGCGGACAUUUCGAGUAAAUUUGCCGAAGCCAUCGAAUUCGUUCAUUGCGAACGUCUCAGAAACCAUGCCGUUCUCGUUCACUGUCUAAUGGGACAAUCCAGAAGUGCCACUGUGGUUGCGGCUUAUGUCGCGACGUUGCAUGGACUCGAUGGGUCCACAGCUUUACAGUUCGUCCGGAAUCGACGGAAACAAGCAAAUCCGAAUGUUGGAUUUAUAAUGCAAUUAAAUCGAUUUACCAAAAAUGAAUCAAAAACUCUUCAAAAUCGACUGCUUUCUUAUGCCGAUUGCGCUCAAUUAAUCUCAAAAGACAAAGAAAUAAUCAACAAAUAUUGCCCAUUUUCCCUACCAUAA
Caenorhabditis bovis is the source of this 525-nucleotide messenger RNA. Lineage: Eukaryota; Metazoa; Nematoda; Chromadorea; Rhabditida; Rhabditidae. The record is from the annotation of a GenBank genome assembly.